Fusarium redolens is the source of this 402-nucleotide messenger RNA. RefSeq lists its product as uncharacterized. The coding region runs from base 35 to 244 and encodes 69 amino acids. Gene Ontology annotation, molecular function: hydrolase activity. Lineage: Eukaryota; Fungi; Ascomycota; Sordariomycetes; Hypocreales; Nectriaceae. The transcript has a single exon. The record is from RefSeq and is a predicted model, not a curated record. Gene Ontology annotation, biological process: nucleotide catabolic process.
CGUCAACAUUGCGCAAAAAAAAAAAAAAAAGGUAAUGUAUGUAGACCAUACAAAUUCCAUAUGCCUAUACCUACCUGCCGUGACUGAUGGGGUUUCCCGGAAAUCAUCAUACGUCAAAGGCAGAGAGGAUAAACCUAGACUUGCCAUUACAAACACUGGUGGCAUCCGAUUCGAUAUCUUCAAGGGGCCUUUUACUCGUGGCAGUAUUUAUACCAUUAAUCGCUUUCUGAGUGGGUUCCGAUAAUCGAAGAUGCACUGUAUAUGGCCGCUGCCAAGGUCAUUGAUAUUCUGAACAGUGGUGGCAUCAUUUUUGAGGAGCAUGAUCUUGACAUCUGUUUCUUGAAUCUUCCUCAGCAACUGUUCCCUAAACCAGCCGUUGCUGUUGAGGACACCGAAGAGACC